CAUUUCCCAGCAUGCAGCGCGCGGCCGAGGGGGCUGGGGGUUUGGGCCGGGGGUCUGCCGCCCGCGGCCGGGCUGUGUCUGCUGCGACAAGUGCGGGAGGCAGCGGCGGCCUGGGUCGGAUUCCGAGCCGGGCGGCGGAGGCGGGCGCGGCGGGCACGGGGGCCGCUGCUCCCGAGGCGAUGAUGGGCAAAGAGGAGGAGAUUGCGCGGAUCGCCCGGAGGCUGGACAAGAUGGUGACCAAGAAGAGCGCGGAGGGAGCCAUGGACCUGCUGCGGGAGCUGAAGGCCAUGCCUGUCACACUGCAUUUGCUCCAGUCCACCCGAGUCGGGAUGUCUGUCAACGCCCUGCGGAAGCAGAGCUCGGACGAGGAGGUCAUUGCACUGGCCAAGUCCCUCAUCAAGUCCUGGAAGAAGCUCCUGGAUGCUUCAGAUGCCAAAACCAGGGAGCGGGGGAGGGGCAUGCCUUUGCCCACAUCGUCCUCCAAGGAUGCCUCAGAGGCCGUGGAUCCCAGCCGCAAAAGGUCAGAGAUGCCCAGGAUGCCGUCCACCCCGAGGAUCACUACGUUUCCUCCAGUGCCGGUCACUUGUGAUGCUGUGCGUAACAAGUGCCGUGAGAUGCUGAGUGCUGCCCUGCAGACAGACCGCCUCCCUCUUGCAGAUGACCAUGUGGCCAUUGGUGCGGACCUUGAGCGUUUGUCUGCGCAGAUCGAGGAAUGCAUCUUCCGGGACGUUGGGAACACGGAUAUGAAGUACAAGAACCGCGUGCGGAGCCGCAUCUCCAACCUGAAGGAUGCCAAGAACCCUGACCUGCGCCGGAAUGUGCUGUGUGGCGCCAUCACACCCCAGCAGAUUGCGGUGAUGACAUCAGAGGAGAUGGCCAGUGAUGAGCUGAAGGAGAUCCGCAAGGCCAUGACCAAGGAGGCCAUCCGUGAGCACCAGAUGGCCCGCACAGGCGGCACGCAGACCGACCUGUUCACCUGCAGCAAGUGCAGGAAGAAGAAUUGCACUUACACACAGGUGCAGACCCGCAGCUCUGAUGAGCCAAUGACCACCUUUGUUGUCUGCAAUGAGUGUGGCAACCGCUGGAAGUUCUGCUGAGCCCUCUUGCAGAUGUCCUGCAGCCCCGGGCCGUGGCCAGCCCUCUUGUCCUCGAUGGACACAGCCUCCUUGGAGGCCCCUGAAGGCAGCCCACCCUGCCCCACCCUGCCUGCCUGGAGUGCACCUUUCUGCUUGUUUCCCACAUUAAAUGUCUGUUUUUGCCA
Molecule: messenger RNA, 1261 nt
Organism: Otolemur garnettii (small-eared galago)
Lineage: Eukaryota; Metazoa; Chordata; Mammalia; Primates; Galagidae
Gene: TCEA2
Product: transcription elongation factor A2
Exons: 10
Coding region: 12-1097 (361 amino acids)
Biological process (GO): DNA-templated transcription; transcription elongation by RNA polymerase II
Cellular component (GO): nucleus
Molecular function (GO): zinc ion binding; nucleic acid binding
Source: RefSeq, a predicted model, not a curated record